AAAGAUGAGAAAUGGUGGGCCAAAUUCGAUGUAUUUUGGAGUUUUCCGGGAUUUCUAGCAAACAAAGCGAAAAACGAAACGAAAAAAAUUACAAGUUUAUAUUUUAGUGGAGGCGCUCCAUAACUUUUUUAUUUCUGAAAGUUUUGUGUUCGUCUAAAAAGAUUUUUUGAUAGAUAUUUUUUGAAAACUGGAUUUGGUAUUACAGUUUGUCUCAAAUCAUUUGUUUUUUCGUUAAAAUUUCUGUGUUGAGACAAAUAACCAUAGCUAUCAAAUUUUCGCGUAAUAUAUGAACGGCAACUAAAGCGUAAUGAGAUUUGGUUAAUUUUUUCUGAUAGGUUGGUAUAGUUUAUAGAAUAUUAGAAAUCUCUGCUUAAAAUGCAUAAGAUCUACUAAAUACAGGUAACUUGACCCACUCUGUAGGAACAACUCUGUGUUUUGGUAACAUUUUGAGUGCCAAAAUCUAUUACGCCGUGAGAAUAAAUUUUUACUUUAAUGCAAAAUGUUUACUUUUAUUUUAGAACUGCGGCAAAAAAUAGAUAUCUGGCGGAAAUUUGCGUUCUUUAUAGACAAAGCAGUUUAAAAUUAAAUAAGUGGGAUAUGUAUCUCCCACAUUUAUCAAAAAAGCUGCGCGACGCAGUCUCGGCGUUUUUACAAAAAGGUUUUUGAUUCUAAAAUUAGUGCACCGGCUGAUGUUAGUAAUAAGUCCAGUUGUGUUUAAUCUGAUGUGUAGAUUUCUCUGAUAUCUACCUAGUUAACUUUUAUUUUUGUUUGACAUACAUUAGGUGGAAGUGUGCCCUAGUAAAGAAAUCAAAAGAAUAUCAAGUUAACAAGAAUUUUAUUUUUCAACGUAAUCCCAGUUCAUCCCAAUCCCAACUUCAAUGUACUAAUUGGUGAUCUACUGUCAAGUGCUUUUAUUUCCCCCCUAAUAAGCUCAUACCUCCAGCGGGUUAAAAUAUAGGUUAUUCUAAACGUUGAAGCUUUUCUAAGAAGACUUUUACAUUCCGAAGAACUCUGGAAAUUUACAUUACAAAUUAUAUUUCCUAGAGUGGAUUAGAGUAGAUUAUGGAUACGAAAAAGAAUCUUUCCUUGAUGUUUUUUUACGCUGACAACACAGAUAUAUUACAAAAAUUCCAAGAUACUUUUGGAUUAAGCGAGACUUGUAGUUGACAGUAGCAGAGGAUGUAGGACGUCACACAUUCGGUCAUUAAUCUGCAGUUCGAUGAAAUCUGGGAUGCGCAGCGCUUAUUGCCUCUUUUAUGACUUUCUGCUUUGCCAGCUAAUCUAUGCAAAUGUCGAGUGUCAUCCAAUAUCAAGCAAGGCGGUGUCAUGGCGUUGUCGUAUAACCUAGGACAUUGUUAAUUAACGUUUUAUAUUAUAGAAGUUUGCGCGAUGUCGUACCUUUCGCGAAGGGAUGUUGAAGAUUUGAAACCUUCCAUUGACAAACUUGUCUAUAAAACUGUGGGUGGCAGUGACUCUUCCUUGUUAAGAAGUGCUAUUGAUUGUAUUACCAAUGGAUAUGAUAGAAGAAAAACUGCUGAUAAAUUAUCUUCAUAUAUUGACACUAAAAAAGCGGGAAGGCUAGCAGAAAAACUGUUUGAUUUAAUUAGUGACUGGGAAUCGGCUCACAAAUCUAAGAAACGAAAUCAUGAGGAUGACAGAGACAGAGACUCUAAAAGGAGUAAGACUAGUAGUUCAUCAAAAACAGAAAAUAAAAAUUCAGGGGAGAAACGUUCUUCUAAGAUAGACUCCUUGCCUACAAGCAAAAACAAUAUAAGUAUAGCAAACUUGAAUAUUCCAGCUCCUAGUAUAUAUGGAAUUCCAAUGGGCAUUCCUAUGGGACUAUUAAAUAGGGGUGAUGCUGAUAAAGCAAGAAAAAUUGUGCAAUUGCAGGCCCAAAUAAAAACAAAACUCUCUUCAGGCAUUUUGGGCAAUGCAAUUCAAAUUCCAAUUCAACCAAACAAGCCUCAACCGCUUAUUUUGGAUGAAGAGGGCAGGACGAUUGACAAAACAGGUAAAGCUGUACAACUUACUCAUGUAGCACCAACACUAAAAGCAAAUUUAAGAGCUCUCAAAAGAGAACAGUACAAGGAAAAGGGUGAUAAAAAAGAGGAAGAUAAUAGCGAAACAAAAUUUAUUGACCCACGAAUUGGAGUUAAACCAGCAAUUCGAAACCGUAGAGCCUUGAGGUUCCAUGAACCGGGCAAGUUUCAACAAUUGGCAGAAAGGAUUCGUAUGAAGACUCAGCUUGAAAAGUUACAAAAUGAAAUUUCUGAGAUAGCUAAGAAGACAGGCAUCUCUUCUGCAACAAAGUUAGCUCUCAUUGCAAAAAGUGAGGGUGUUAUUGAAGAUGUUCCACAGAUGGAAUGGUGGGAUUCUGUCAUAUUGGAAGAUAACUUGGAUACUAUAAGGGAAGAUGGAAAAAUUGCAAUUAAAGCUAAUGUAAUUAAUAACCUAGUGGAACAUCCAACCCAAAUGAGAUGUCCUACGGAUCCCAUUAAACCAGUGUACAUGCCUGUGUUUCUGACUAAAAAGGAACGUAAAAAGCUCCGAAGGCAAAAUCGUAGGGAAAUGUGGAAAGAGGAGCAGGAAAAAAUUCGUUUAGGUUUAAUACCCCCACCUGAACCAAAGUUACGUAUAUCAAAUCUUAUGAGAGCUUUGGGCACUGAAGCUGUGCAGGAUCCCACAAAAAUUGAAGCACAUGUCAGGGAGCAAAUGGCCAAACGUCAAAAGGCUCACGAGGAUGCUAACGCUGCCCGCAAGCUUACAGCAGAGCAAAAACGGGAAAAAAAAGUAAAGAAGCUGAAAGAAGAUACGUCUUUGGGGGUACAUGUAUCAAUUUAUAGAAUCCUUCACCUUCAUGAUCUUGCAUCAAAGAAAUUUAAAGUAGAGACCAAUGCGAAACAACUCUUCAUGAGUGGUUGUGUGGUUUUAUACCCUGAUUGCUGUGUGGUUGUCGUAGAGGGAGGUCCAAAACAACAGAAAAAAUAUAAAAGAUUGAUGUUGAACCGUAUUAAAUGGGAGGAAGAUAUGGUUAAGGAUCCGGACGGAAGGGAGGUACCGAAUAAAUGUGUGCUCGUCUGGGAAGGUACAUCAAAACAGAGAAAUUUUGGUGAAAUGAAGUUUAAGGUUACUCCAACUGAGAAAUUAGCUCGUGAACACUUUAAGAAGCACAAGGUGGAACAUUAUUGGGACCUCGCUUAUAGUGGGGCGGUUCUGGAGCAAGCAAGUGAUCUUGUAGAGUAGUUGCGUUUUUAUAUAUUGUAGAAUAGUUCCUUUACGGCAUAGCGAAUAAAAUUAUGUAGUUAUGGUAUGUUUUUUUUUUUAAUUAAAAUAUAACUUUGUAUAAUUCUAUUUCAUAUUUUAAGGUUUGUGCGUAGAAAAGGAAUUUCGCGAUAAAACAGGUCAUGGUUAGUUAGGGUAUUUUUCAAUCUACACUGUAAUAGUAAAAUAA
Cylas formicarius (sweet potato weevil) is the source of this 3451-nucleotide messenger RNA. RefSeq names its product U4/U6 small nuclear ribonucleoprotein Prp3 (gene Prp3). Gene Ontology annotation, biological process: mRNA splicing, via spliceosome. The coding region runs from base 1390 to 3243 and encodes 617 amino acids. The record is from RefSeq and is a predicted model, not a curated record. NCBI's taxonomy places the organism in Eukaryota, Metazoa, Arthropoda, Insecta, Coleoptera, Brentidae. Gene Ontology annotation, cellular component: U4/U6 x U5 tri-snRNP complex. The transcript has 7 exons.